This is a messenger RNA of Symbiodinium pilosum, 461 nucleotides long. The record is from the annotation of a GenBank genome assembly. Lineage: Eukaryota; Dinophyceae; Suessiales; Symbiodiniaceae.
GCUUUCACCGGGGCAAGGUAAACCAGUGUUUGUGGCGGGCAGUGCAAGGAGGCUACGCUGAGAUCGUGGGCCUUUUGAUGAAGGCUAGUCCAGAUGAGGAUAUCGUGAGCGAAGCCCUUCGCUGGGCCUGUUUGCAUGGGUGUAAUGAGAUUGCCACGCUCCUGUUGCACGGAGGAGCAGCCAAAGACUUCCAACAGUUCUUGAAUGACAAAGUCAUCUGGUCAACUGUGCGCGACGGUCACGCGCCAGUGCUGCGCGCGCUUUUGGUGGCCAGGGCAGACAAAGACAAGGUCAGGAAUAGAUACACACUUCUGGGCUGGGCCUCACGCCGCGGUCAUGUGGAAAGUGUGCGCGUACUCCUGGAGGCCGGCGUUCAGAAGGAAAAAGCCAGCGAAGGGCACACGCCUCUUGGCUGGGCAUCGUUUGAAGGUCAUGCGGAAGUUGUGAAGCUACUACUGGAG